AUGGGAAAGGAGGAGGUGGAGAGAAGAAAUAAAUUGAAAAUACCUGAGAGAGAAAUGGCAUGCAUAUUGAGGAAAAGGCAUGAAACAUUUUUGGUGGAAUCGUUCAAAUCACAUAACGAACGGAUUCAGAAAAAGAAGGGUGGGAAGCGAGAGAUAUGGAAACUUAUGAUUUCAUUGAAUAUCAGAUAA
Messenger RNA from Caenorhabditis briggsae, 189 nucleotides. The record is from RefSeq and is a predicted model, not a curated record. Bases 1 to 189 code for a protein of 62 amino acids. NCBI's taxonomy places the organism in Eukaryota, Metazoa, Nematoda, Chromadorea, Rhabditida, Rhabditidae. The transcript has 2 exons.